AAUUGAACUCUAUUACUGUUAUCCCCCCCCCCACAUUCAACAUCUAUUUAACUAGCAUUUUACAUUUAUCCUCUGAAAGUAAAUAAGUAAAAAAAAGACAAUCAACCCACUCAAGUCCUGCAUGACAUUUAAGAGUUCACAGAGAAAAAUGUCCACAAGAGGACAGCCUUUCGUUUUGGAGUCUAACUCCAGGAGAAAUGUGAAUUUCCAGUUUGAGCGUCUGCUGUGGAGAGGACGUCCAGUUCAAGAGCAGGCUGGUGGUUUCAGUACUUCACGAAUACUUCACGUUUUGCUGCUAAACUUGGAAUUUCACCGAAUUUCACACUGAUAGUCAUCUUUUACUCAAUUCAGGUAAAGUUGUUCCAAUUGUUUGUUAUUAUUUUUUAAAACUAGUGAUUUGAUUUUAUGUUUUUUUUUUCUUUUUUUGGAUACGUCUCUCUUAUGGUUGCUGAUGUUUUCUUCUGUUUGACUUAAAUUUUUGACAUUCAUACUCACACUUUGAUAAAGACUGUACCACUCACUCAUGCUAUAUUUAAGAGAAAGCAGGAAUGAGUUUUUUCUUUUUUUUUUGCAGAAAUGUGCACGCCUUCUUGAAUACGAGGAGUGUUGGUUACGGCCACAACUGAAUGUGUCUCUGGCUGCGAUCCUGAAAACCUGCAGCAUCAUGUUACCACCUGUGAAAAAGGACCGGGUCAUCACUCACCUCCCGAAGUGUUUCAGCCCUCAUGCAGCUCUGCACACCAAAGAGGGCUUCCAUCCAAAGGUGAAAGCUGCAUGCCAGACGCAGAAGGCUGGAGCUCUGAGCUUUAAUGUGGCGAAGGUCAUCGUGGUGGGAGACGUUGCUGUUGGGAAGACGUGUCUGAUCAGCAGGUUCUGUAAGGGUGCGUUUGAUAAGAACUACAAAGCAACCAUCGGGGUGGAUUUUGAGAUGGAGCGCUUUGAGGUGCUCGGCGUUCCCUUCAGCUUGCAGCUUUGGGACACGGCGGGUCAGGAGCGCUUCAAGUGCAUAGCUUCCACGUAUUACAGAGGAGCACAAGCCAUCAUAGUGGUGUUUGAUUUAAGCAGUGUGACCUCUUUAGCACACGCCAGGCAGUGGCUGGAGGACGCCAUGAAGGAAAAUGACCCGUCUAGUGUUUUACUCUUCCUGGCUGGCACCAAAAAAGACCUCAGUACUCCCGAUCAGCUGAACUGUAUAGAACAGGAAGCCAUCAGACUUUCUGAGGAAAUCAAAGCAGAGUACUGGGCUGUGUCUGCAAAGUCAGGAGACGGCGUCAGGGACUUCUUCCUACGAGUUGCUUCUCUGACCUUUGAGGCCAACAUUUUAGCAGAGAUUGAGAAGAGCGGGUCGAGACAGGUCAAAGACAUCGUCAGGAUCACAGAUGCCGACCACAAACCCAAGAGGAAGUCCAACUGUUGCUGAAACUGAGUUUCUUUAGAUUUAAGAGGCAUCAACUCAAGGCGGAAAACUCAAAGACAAAGAAAGUGAAGAGGUGGUGCUGGAGACUGGAGACUUCCAGAGUAAUGUCAGCAGAUGAUACAGAACAUGUUGAAUACGAUCUGAAAGGAAGUCCGUCUGUUGUGACUAGAACAUAUUUGAAAGCUUGGUGAGAUCCUUGUUGUUGUUAAGUUUCGUCUUAAAUUCACAAACUGAUAUCUUUGUAAAAAAAUCUGUUUCUGCUGAGGCUGAAAUGAAGCGUUUCUUCUCCUGGUUUUCUCACUGGCCUCCUUGUCAUAUGACUCCGUGCUUCUAAUUCGAUGCGCACGCUGACUCCAGUGACCAGCGUCAUGCCCAUAAUGCAGCUCUCCCCUCCGACUCAGGAGUUCACAUGAUCUUAAAAAUGGAGGGAUUGUUUUUAGGAAUGGGGAGAAAGCAGCAAAGUUAUGUCCUCUUUUCUUGGUGAAUAAGACAAGGUCAAGAAGAGAUCGCACUUUUACAAACUUCUGUGCACUUAGUUUAAAUUCAAUCAAAAAAAAUAUUCCUAUAAACUGUCUUUUUAAAAAAAUAAAAUAUACAUUUUGCCAUCUUUGUCACUCCGUAUCAGAUAUUUAUGAUAAAAAUAAAAUAAUUUUGGCCACAAAAUGAUUGUUUAUUAGUGUGACACAUCUAUACACUAAUAUAUAUAUAUUUAUAUUUUUCAAAAUUAAGAGUAAAUGUAAUUAUGUCACAUUCCUACAUCAUGAUACUGCCCCCUCCAUGCUGUACAAAGCUGCUGCUUGAGUUGCAUCUCUCCAAAAUAGUAAAUAAUGCAUAAAGAAAGGGCUGUCUAAUCUAAUAUAUUUACGACAAUUAAUAAAACUACAGGUAGGAAAAUCCACCUUUCAUUCCUGAUGAUUCGGCCGGUUUUGCAGUUUCAACUUUUAAAACGAAAUUCAGUUCGGCUAAAUUGGCGAUUCAUCAUCUACUCGACUAGAAGUCAAAAUAAAGUUUGAUUUUAAAGAUAAGAUUCAGAAGUGAUCUGUGUUAUUUGAAGAUUGUUUUAUUCCCAGUAAGACCUCUAAACGUAUAAAAUAAAAAUAGUAAAAAAAUCAGAUUUUUGACAAGAGUUUAGAUUUUUUUAAAGCUGUUUUAUUUUAUAAUUGAAUUUUUUGGAUUUUGAAAAAAAAGUUAUAUUUUUAACUCCUCCUCCCACUUUAGUGGCAGU
Molecule: messenger RNA, 2642 nt
Organism: Oryzias melastigma (Indian medaka)
Lineage: Eukaryota; Metazoa; Chordata; Actinopteri; Beloniformes; Adrianichthyidae
Gene: rab34b
Product: RAB34, member RAS oncogene family b
Exons: 10
Coding region: 524-1420 (298 amino acids)
Biological process (GO): phagosome-lysosome fusion; endocytosis
Molecular function (GO): GTP binding; GTPase activity
Source: RefSeq, a predicted model, not a curated record